Molecule: messenger RNA, 7710 nt
Organism: Bactrocera latifrons
Lineage: Eukaryota; Metazoa; Arthropoda; Insecta; Diptera; Tephritidae
Product: protein piccolo-like
Exons: 4
Coding region: 1057-7710 (2217 amino acids)
Molecular function (GO): protein binding
Source: RefSeq, a predicted model, not a curated record
CGUGCAACACGCGUUCGUCGUUCGCAUAUAUUUAAUAAAUAUUCACUACUCUUUUUUUGUAUAUAUUAUAUGCAAUACGUUUAAAUAUACGCAUAUUUUUUGCGUUCAGAAUAUGUCGAAACGUUGUGCGUUUUGUUUUUGUUAAUUUUCUGUGCUUUGUUUUUGACACAAUUUCGUUUUAAUCAAUUGCGAGUUUUAAACAAAUUUCUGCGGUGCUCAGCAUAACGAACCUAGCAUAAACUAAAUACUAAAAACACUAAGUAACAGAAAAAGCAUGGUGAAACAAAGUAAGCGAAAUAAUUCUAGUGAAAUUGAAAGUAAAAUUUUAUUUACAAGAAAAAUUACAAGCAAACACAACGGAAGUGAAUAAAAGAGUGAAAUAGGAAACCCACAAAGUGCACGAAGCAUUAAUACAUACAAAAAAUAUAUACAAAAAUAUAUACAAAUAUACCGAAGUUCAAUUACAGUUUAGUGAGUUACUAAGGGUCAUUGAAGAAAGAAGUCUUAAAAAGUGUAAAAAAUCAAGUUAUUUAAUCAGUUUAUGCGUAAAAUGUUGUUAAUUUGAAAUAAAAAUCAGCUAAACAAUAAUGAAGAUAAUAAGAGAGAAAUAGAGAGAAGCUUGAAGUUGAAGUAAAGCAGUGCAACUGCUUAAUGAAAUCAAUUAAUAAAGUCUAAAGUGCAUAAGCAAUAAUUCUUAAACACUGUGACAACAAAUUCUGGCAGUUUAUGCAUAAGCUUUGAUAUUGGAGAGCACGAAGCAGAACAGAAAAGUGGGGAGUAAGGAGAUUUUCAUAAAGCAGCUCAUUAUAAGGAGUUACGAACUCAACUACACCAACAUAACAGUAAGCACACAUAUUCACCACUGAGCAAGUGCAGAGCUUCGCUUAGCCAAUACACAAACCGCCGCUGAAAGCGCAACAAACCAAGCAUUAAAUGCACCAAACUCACCACAGCGGUGUAGCAGCGCACAAAUACUCAACAUACAUUCAGCAAUAAGCAAUACAGCACAUCAGCGAGCGCGGCAUAGAACACAAAUUAAAUACACCACACAACAACAUGGCGACGACUAACGCAAGCACAACGAUAACGACGACACCAACAACGGAUGACGACUAUGUGACUGUUGUUGAAGUAGACGAUCCCGCAUCCAAAGACACAAACCGCAGACAGCUAGUCAAGCAAAGACAAAGCUCAGUCGAAGAAGACUCUUCCUAUAUAACUGUACUAACGAUCAACAAUCAAACACAAUUGCACAACACUAACAGUGGUGGCAGCGAACAAAGUGCCGGAAGUGUAGAAGCAAAUGCGCACAAUGGCAACACGAAUGGUUUGUUGCACACCGCAGAGGCGGAAGCAGAUACUGAACUGUUAAUAGUGCACCGGCAGCCAGGUGAACGUUUGGGUUUCGGUCUAAAGUUUCAAGGCGGCACACGUAGCGCCGAAAAGGUGCACAAACUCUACAUACAGUCCUGCGCUGCCGACAGUCCGGCCUCCAAAGUGUACGCCAGUUGGGGUGCAUUGCGCGAGGGCGAUGAAAUCGUCAGCAUCGAUGAGCAACGCGUCUGUGAGCUGACGCGCAUUGAAUGCGUGCGCUGUUUGAAAGAUAAUGUCGCAAUACGUUUACGGGUGCGCAACGGUUAUGGACGCAAGCCAGAGACGGAGGAAGAGCUGUUGUUGGCGGGCGCCAAUACUAUGGAUGCAAUGACGGGCAGCGCGUCGGGUGCGCGUAUGCUGAGCAAUGAUGCAAGCGGCACAGCUGUGAUUAUGAGCAAUGGGCCAAUGAAGGGCAGUCCGCCGCCACCACCGCCAGUGCCGCCACGUAAGCUCGUGAAGCGCAAGUCUUUAAAUGGCGAAAGUAAAGUUGUGGUGCCUGCAGCGUCGGCUACCAACAGCGCUAGUGCCGCGCCAGCAAUUACACUAACAGCGGCGAGCGCGUCACAUGGCGGCGAGGUGGAUAAACCUUUUACACCGCCGCCAGAUGCUGAGUAUUACAUAAAUCUGUUUGCCGACGGGCAAUCGCUAAAGACAGAGUCGGAAUCGGAUGACACUGCAAGCACAAUUUCGACAGUGAUUGAUAAAUUCUCCAUGAGCUCCAACUAUUCGUCCGAAUCGGAUCUGUCCAGCUACACAUCGCUGACAAAUGGCCAGAGUGUGAUUAAUAAAUCAGAGUUGGCAAAGGUGCUCAAGCCGUUCACAAUGCUGGAGCAAGAAUUCAAUGUGAAUGUGAAUGGCAAUGCGGCAGUGCAGUUGGAUGAGUGUCUUAAGAAAGUCGCCGAUGUGCCAUCGCCAACAAUGGGGGAUGUAAUGCCAGAUUUGUUGGCGGGCACAAUGUCCGCGACGCAAGCGAAGAAACCGUUAACAUUUAUACCAGGCAACAACUACGAGAAUGUGGAGUUUAAGACCGAGAAGGUGAACACCUAUGAGAAUGUGGAGCUAAAACCACAGGCAACAGGUGCGCUAAAUGUGGUGUUACCAACACCUAAACCGCGACAAGCCGUAGUUGGCACAAACGGCUCGCCGACAGUUGAGCCGAAGAAACGUUCAAUUAUACCCACACCACGUAAAAUUGCCACACCCACUAAGCUACCCAUACAAGUGGCGCCACCGACAGUACCCAGCGAGGCGUUGCAAGCUAGGUCAACACCUAAAGCGGCAAAUACUCCGAAGACGCCCACAACACCUACCACACCCAACACACCGACGCACUAUCCGCAAACGCCUGCAAAUACGCCAACCACGCCCAGCCCACACGAGAGCACACAAAGCGCUAAGGAGUUCAUAACGAAAAUACCGAAAGCUAUAGCUUCGGUGUUUGGUCCAAACUCACAGCGUUCCUUCGAACGCGCAAAGACUGAAGGCGAAAUCAAGCUUAAACAAAGUCCUGAGCUUGCGGCAACUAUUAAGCAACAGACCGCUAUGUUCUUGGAUAAAGAAUGUCACAGUUCUACGGAGAGCGUGGCUAGCGCCAUACGCAAACCACCGACAGAUAAAGCAAAACCUGCUGAAACUAGUAAAUUAUCGCCACACAAAUCGCGCAUUCCGGUCGUGCUCUCGCCGAAACGUUCGCUCGAGUUGGACAGCUCCAUGGAACGAAAGCACCUUGGCAGUCCUUCUAAUAUACCACGUUUCUUAACGCACAAACAAAAAUCCGAAACGGAUCUGAAACUCGGACUCUAUCGCAGCAAGUCUAAGGAGUCCAGCCCGCCGGUGAGUUUGAAAAUGCCGUUGCAACGCACGAAUUCAGCCGAAUCAAAACUGAAGAGUCCCGAACGUACACUCAUACCCGUCUUUAGUGGACAGUCGACAUCCGCUGAGGCAAUACUAGCGUCAACUACUACAAUCACAUCCACAAAAGUCAAAGGUCCGAAACCUAAACCACCAGAGCGUGUGCAAUCAUUGGCCAAGACGCCGACGCAUAUACCGAAAUUACAAACUGCUCAGGGCGCUAAUGGUACCGUUACAGUAACACUUGGCGACCGCAGCGUGCAAACACCAUCACCUUCAAUAUCUCCAGCGCCCGGUAAUGCACCGAUAAUGCACACUUUCAAACAACAAUCACCACCAGCAAGCGUCUCACCGAACCGCGAAAUCCGUUUCAAAAUACAAACGUACGAGAGCAAAGCUCAAGAACCGCGCACACCGUUUACGGAUGUCAAUGACAAUGAAGACGAAAAGUUGCCCAGCCUCUUCGACCUCGUACGCAAGCACAGUCCAAAUGCUCAACUCAAGGACGAUGGCAACUCAUUGAACACAACUUUGUCCACAUUUAAGACACCGUCGAAUUUUGAACACGAGCAACAUUUGGAGAGCAACGUCGAUGAUGAGGAUCCGCCACCAGCUGUGGUGGGCAAAUGCAUUAAGGUGAAUGACUCACAACCCACAUACUACUCCAGUUCGAGUGAAGAUGAUGAGGAGGAGGGUAGUGCUGUCGAUAAUGAUGCUGAGCGCGAUUAUGACUGUGAGGAUGGUGAAAAAUUGGGACCGCCGGAAGUGAUUAACGGUCCGGGACCAUCCGAAGCUUACUUCAAUCUUUAUUGGCAUUCAAAUAUGUUGCCAACCAUUGGUGAGGUGGAAGAGGAGUUCUCGUCGCUGGAGCCGCAGUCUUUGCCGAAUGGACCGAUCGUAAUUGUGGAUGAUUUGAGCCAACAGCAGCAGAGCAAGCAGUCUGCAAGUCACAUUGAAGUCGAGAAGGUCAACGAGCAGCAACGGAACGCUGAAAGUAAGGAAAAGAAAGACACGAAAGCCCCGAAGGAGACAAAGGAAGCAAGUGGUAAAAAAACUACAACAGAGACCGACGUCGCACAGACGAAACAAAGCUUCGAACGAGUAGACGAAGUUAAGAAGACCGUGGUAGAGUCCGCAAUACUGAAGACGCACGAGCACGCUGCAAACGAAACCGUAAGCGCUAAUAGCGCCGCAGACCAACCAGCAAAGACGGACAAAGGAGGCUUGCACGAGCUGAAGAGCCACACGCCUGUGACAAAUAAAUACCGAAAUACGCAAUUUUUGGGCACACCUGUGACACCACCAACAGUACCAGAAAUAGAGAAAGCUACAACAAAGUUAGAACACACAAGCGUAGGUGAAAAGAUGUCCGAAGCGGACGCAAUGCUGCCGACAAGCCAAGUUGUUGGUGAAAAGAUAGUGACAGUGAAAGAGAAUGCAACUGAAAUGAAUGAACCGAUAAAAGCAACAACAAUAACAACAGAAAAUAUACAACAAGUGAAACAAAGUGAUAAGAUAAGUGGCAUUACGGCCGCAGCAAUGACGGACCGUAAUUACCAAAUGAGUGCGGGUGAGCUGAGCGCGGCAUUUAUUAGGGCCGAGCAAAAUGAUAUGCAAAAUGCCAAGGCUAAUGAGCCAAAUACAGUUGACAAUAUUGAAGCAGUGAUAACAGUUAAUCAGGUGUCGAACAAAGUGCCGCCAGCAACGGCUGAAGUGCAAGCAGGCGUAGAACUAGUAAGUGAGACAGACACAAAGAACGCAGUGGAGGCCGUAGAGCUGGUGGAUACUAAUGCAGCAGUAAACGAAAAUAUAGACAAAAUUAAAAAGCUGGAGACGAAUGAAGUAUUACCUGCAGAGACGCAUGCGGUCAAUGAGUGCAAGGUCGAAACGGCCGAGACUACAACUACGACCAGCAAUAGCACGAAUAGCACGAAUCAGACCAGUGAGACGCAUACCGAGCACAAGUCGGAAGAGCGUGUGGAGCAAAAGUCGGAAGUAAAGUCCGAGAUCAAAACGUCGGAGACUACAUCUGAGACGCGUCAAUCUACACAAAAGGUGGCGCAUACCAAGACAACGACUACAACUAAGAAGCAGGUAAUCAAGUCUACCACAUCGACUUCACAACUGCAUGAGAGCUCUAAUAUAGAUGCACUAGACGGACUGUCUGCGGAGAUGCGUAAGAUGCUGGAAGCUGGUGGUGGCAAGAUCACGACCGUGACGAGCAGCACAACACCACCGCUACCAACCAACAAUAAUAAUUUGACGGAACAAUUCAACAAACCCAUUGCCUUCACGCUACAACCGUACGCUGAGCGUGUUAGCGGUACGCCACGCAUAACUGUCUUCGAGGAGCGGCAAUUCGAGAGCAAACAAAAUGCCUACACUGAGAUACGCACACGCGAUGCAAGCGGCGAGGAGAAGGUACAAACCAGCACAGAGUCGCAUAAGGAGCGCGCCAAAUUGAAGAAAGUACACAGUCACGACAACGAAUUGGAUCAGCUCGGCAUUGUGAUCGAUGCUGAUGGUGUGGCAGCCGACAAAAGUCAGCCGAUGACGAUCACCGCGUCUGCGGAGACACGUAUAUCGGAGUUAGCCGAGAAUCCACAAGAUAAGCAAAGUAUUGAAAGGGGUAUUUUGAAUUUAUCGGAGAGUGGUAAACAAUUGCAACGCAACGAAGCGGGCGCUGUGGAGUAUAUGGAGUGUGAGCAUCAAGUGCAGGACUCAUAUGAGGAUGUUGAACAAGUUUUGGGUGGUGAGAGCGUCGAUGAGACUGCAAAAAUGCCGACACUCUUACGUGAGUUAAGUGAAACUUUGACUGUAACUAAGGAUGGUGAGAAGCAAGUGACACGUCGCAGUGAAACCACGAAAGAGACGCCAAAGAAGGGUGCCAAACUGCUAAAGAAGUCCGAUGAUGAGCGACGCUUGGAGUUGGAGGCGCAAAAGCUGAUUGAAAGCUAUCAGAAGGUGAAGAAAGAAGCCGAAAAACUAUUCCAGCAUGAGUUGUGCGAGGACGAAGGCUUCGAUUUUGGUGAUGAUAAGCUGAGGAAGUCUGAAGAAAGUGUUAUACAACAAAAUAAAACCGUAAAAGAAAAUGUUGCGAGUGUUAAUACAGUUACGAACACAAGCGAGGAGAAGCAGCAAAUUAUGGUGGACGAUAUGAAGUUGUUGCAGCCCGAAUUAGAAGUGAGCGUUAAGGACGCCGCAGAAGCAGCAAAUAGCAGUGAAGCAGAUGUUAGUAAAACUGCUGUUGUGCAGAACGAACAGCCAGAGUUAAAACAAGAAACUAUGAGCCUCAGUAAGCAGCUUGAUACGGAACAUAAAAAUUUGGAUGUUACGAAGUUGACUGCUGGAUUCUUGACAGAAGAGCGAAAUUUUAUGAAUCGAGAAAGCGUACGGCCGGAGAAAAAGACACCUGUUGAGAAAAAGAAAACAGCAGCGAAAAGCAAAAAGGGGGUGUCCAUACCGACCGUACCUACCAGCGUAUCGCCCGACUUGUUGGACAAUGAACCAAUUUAUGUGUUGCAUAAAAAUAUUAUCGAGGCACCGAUAGUACCAACUUUGACAGCUGAACCAAAUAUCGAGCCUACGCUGCCUAACUCCAAGGAAGUCAUUGAAAUCCAAGAAGUUAUAACGCCAACUCCAACGGAAGUCGAUUUACCACAAAAAAUAACACAGUUCGAAACUGUGGACAUCAAGAUUAGUGUGCCAACGUCAGCCAAGAAAACCAAACCUAACGUAGAGGUCAACACAAGCAGUGCAACCAAAUCAGCGUCGACGCCACCCAUACCGCAGAAGCGUGAACACAAAUCCACAGAGAGUACGCACAGUAACAAGGUAUCCACACUUGCAACCACCAACACACCCACGCCGACACCCAAAAAACGUGGCUCAAUCGAACUGCACAGCAAUACUGCCGCCGGAGACCACACAACGAGCGCGGCCAAACUGCAAACAACUGAAUUAGAAAUCCCAAUUAACAAACAGAAACUCCAACAAAACAUCAACGCAGCCGCCGCAGCAGCACAACCAAAGCUCGAGCGCAUUAUCGUUGGCGUAGAACAGCAGCAAUUUGACGAUACCAACAACAAUAGCAGCAAACAACCGGCAAUCAUUAACCUAGCUAGCGAAGAUUUGCCAACGGAAAUGGCGGUCACUGCAACGAAACAAGUUGUCGCCGAUGUGCUAAGCAGCAGCGGCGGUGCGAUCGCUACGGAGCUGCAUUUGGAGACUAUUAAUUUGCCAAAUGAGCCACAAAAUACGUGCAACGUGUCGACAGAGAAAUUAAGGAAAACAGAACGUGUUGGCGAUGGCAUGCAAAUGACAAAUACAACUACACCAACAAUAGCGUCUGCGACAUUUGUGUCAACAUCAUCAUCGGCAGAUUCGGUGCAAAGUGUCAUCGAAGUGGGUGGCAUUGUGGAAUCACCAUCGGAGGAUGAGGUCACGCCAGGCAUUACGCGGGAUACAAGUGAAGAAGGUGAGUGA